Messenger RNA from Olea europaea var. sylvestris, 676 nucleotides. Its product is annotated as protein PLANT CADMIUM RESISTANCE 12-like. NCBI's taxonomy places the organism in Eukaryota, Viridiplantae, Streptophyta, Magnoliopsida, Lamiales, Oleaceae. Bases 1 to 465 code for a protein of 154 amino acids. The transcript is spliced from 4 exons. The record is from RefSeq and is a predicted model, not a curated record.
AUGGAAUCAAGUAAAGCCGGAGAUGCUUAUAUGAAGACUUCGUACCCGAAGGAGGGCAACUGGUCCACUGGGUUGUAUGAUUGCUUAGACGAUCGCUCCAAUUGCGUGAAGACUUUCUUUUGUCCAUGCAUCACUAUGGGGCAGAUUAUCGAAAUAAUUGAUAGAGGAACAACACCCAGUCAAAUUGGAUGUGGAAUAUACACUGCUCUCCACAUGGUCCACUGCACUUGGUUGUACACAAGCAAUUACCGGUCAAAAUUGAGGGCACUUUUCAACCUGCAAGAAGCACCUUGUGCAGAUUUUGUAGUACAUUGUUGCUGCUGCGUGUGUGGUAUUUGUCAAGAAUACAGAGAACUCAAGAAUCGUGGCGUUGAUCCCUCUAUAGGUUGGGAAGGAAAUGUUGAGAAGUGGAAAAGCGAAGGAAUUACCGUUCCGCCACUUUUUCCGGCCAACAUCACCCGUUAAGCCAACUCCUUUUUAUAUAUGGUCGACAUUUCAAUAUGAUCAACUACGAAUCUGCGACUAAACUAUGUAACUACUAUAUAUUCAUGAACUUUCUCAUGUUGAUUAAAUAUUAUGAUAUUUGUUGAGUUCGAUUGCUAGAUUGAGACACUGAACUCGCUAUGUGGUUUAAGUAUUGAAUGGUAAUGAUGAAAUGGAUUUGUUUGCAAGUGAA